Molecule: messenger RNA, 1026 nt
Organism: Caenorhabditis elegans
Lineage: Eukaryota; Metazoa; Nematoda; Chromadorea; Rhabditida; Rhabditidae
Gene: ztf-25
Product: C2H2-type domain-containing protein
Exons: 3
Coding region: 107-841 (244 amino acids)
Source: RefSeq, marked reviewed
ACAACACAUCCCGCGUUAUUGAUUAGUUUGGUGCAGCGUUCGCCUGUCCUUUUAUAGCUAACCAGGCAGUUAGUUAGUCAUUCGACAAAUCUACUCUCAUCUAAAUAUGACGUCUAUUCUCAAUCCAGUCAUCCGCAAGGAAUACAGCGAGCUCAAGAGACCCGAUCUCAGAGGCAAAUUCAUCUGUGCGUCCUGUGGACAACACUUCCAACACAAUGCCUCCCUCAACCGUCAUCGUCGACUAUUGCACGGAAACGAGCACACAUGCAUGAUGUGUGAUCGGAAACUCAACGCAAAGGAGACGAUCCGAGAUCACAUGAGAAAUGAGCACAAUCUGUUCCAAGUAUUCACUUGUGGGUGCUGUAACUGGUCGUUCUCCAGCAAGAGACAACUCUCGGAGCACACGAAGUGCAUUCAGGGAACUGGAGCUCCAGGAGACACCAUUCCAAUCGCCAAGUCCUGCAAUGCACCAGGAUCACUUAUUCAAUCGACAAUCCAAGGAACUCCUCCAGUGGUGAAAACCGGUCGCAAACGUGGAGGCUCGUUGUCGUCGUCAUCAUCCGUCUCCACGUCCAUCUCUUCCCGUGAUGUCUCCGGAUCCCCUCCGCCAACUGAAGAAGAAGCCGAGCGCAAGGUGCUAUUUGACAACGCCGUCGACACUAUUCUACAGAGCAAGUUCUUCACUUAUCAGCAAAUCACUGAAGUCGACACUUGGAUCAAAAUCAUUGAAAAUGCAAAUACUUUAGCGGAUACACUCCAGAGAAUUAAUAAAACUAAGAAGAUCAAAGCAGAAAUGCCAGCCGACAAGGACGUGAAGCGUUUCAAGCUGGAAGUUGAGUAAUUUUUGAAAAUUUGCCGCAAAGUGAUUUUAAUAUGUAUACUUUCCCUGUUUUGAAUUUCAAAUCCCAUUGAACUAUACUACAUCUUUAAUAACUUUAAAGCAAUAUUCCGUGUCUCUAUUUUGUCGAUACUAUCUCAUUCGGUUUAAUAAUAAAUUAUGUGUACUUCUUACUUUCAUAUAUAUAU